Molecule: messenger RNA, 3273 nt
Organism: Neurospora crassa OR74A
Lineage: Eukaryota; Fungi; Ascomycota; Sordariomycetes; Sordariales; Sordariaceae
Exons: 2
Coding region: 939-2675 (578 amino acids)
Source: RefSeq, a predicted model, not a curated record
GCAAAUCCGGCCGGGGACUGCCACACACCCGACAGGCACACCACCAGUCGAGAGCGCUACUACGCUGCUUAGAGGUACUGUGAUAGUAGUGUACGCACCAACGCGGAAUCAAAAGCGCCGUCGUGCGCCGUCCACUGAGAAAGGGUGAUGGAGGGGUAUUUGGGGUUCUCCAGUCCCAUCACAUCACUCACUGCGUCACGGUUCUCUCCUCUACCUACAACUGCCUUCUUCAAUCGUUCAUUAAAACCAGCCCUCCGCUUCUUCACGCCCAAAGACAAACACAAGAACCCGGACAAACCCCUCCCACUUUUUUGAACUAGGAGGCAAACUUUGAUCCUAGUGCUUUUUCCCCCCUCUUUACGGUGACUCAGUCGUUACCAGCGCGACUUGUUUUGGAUCGCUUUUCUCCAUUCCUCAAACCAAAACAAAACAUCAUUCCAAGCACCAUUCGUUUUCAGAAAAAGGGGACCCCAGAAAAAGGGAACGUGCACUGCAGUGGACGCGCGCAUCACUCCCUCCACAAAACGCUCUGCCGAUCCGCCCUAGCAGAGCUGUCGCAUCCACUCACUGCACUGCGCUCCGCCCAUUGAAUAGGUCAACAAAAGAAGACGACCUACCUACCUACGGACCAGGAACACUCUCCCCCCUUCGAGAUAGUUCCCGUCCACUUGCUUCUUUCAUGACCGCAUUUGAGUACGUCCAGUCCCGCUUCAUUUUGCGACUUCGCUCUUUUUUCUUCUUUCAUCAUAUCAUCGCGGCAACACUUCUUAUUUCUCAAGACGACCAUUCGUUCUGGCAAUAGCUGCAUCGCGCCAACGUUACAUCCACAUUACAACAACCUGGAACUACAUAGCUGACGCGCGCCUCCAAUCCCGGCUUCUUUUGUCUUCAGGUCCCUCAUUUCUGGCAGUGGCACCUUGUUUGGACAACUGCGCGCCAUGAUAGAGGUAGCCAUGUCAGCCUCACGCGACAUAGCCGGCCCAUCGCCGGGCCCUACACAACAACCCCCGGCCUCAGCCUCCGAAAUUCACAGCCCCGCCUUCAGCAGCCAAAGUACCGAUGCAUCGACGUCAUCGCCGCCGCGCCGGAAACGGACCAACCCAAAGAAACGAAAGGUUCCCCGGGUAUACCGCCCCGAUGAAGGCUCUAUAUACGACAUAAUGCACGACAAUUCUGGCAAAUCGCUUUACGUUCUUCCCAUUUGCUGGACAGAUCUCCAUGCCACGCUCCUUGGCGCAUCGUUCACCGAAGGUGCCCCUAUUGUCACGCCGGUACCGGAAUCUAUUCAUGGGCAAUGGCUCGAUCCUUCGCUCCUUGCGCGCCAGCUCACCGACCAACUUCACACCCUUAUCAGGAACGAACCGUCCAUGACACGAGUAUUUUGCAAAAACAUGGCCAUGAAGAACGCAAUGGGCAUCUUUUUCCCGGAUAGGCUAGCAAACCCCAAGAUGAACGCCGAGCUUGACAUUUACUUUGGCCAGCGCGUCUUCCGGAAGGCGGUGCGCAUCCCGUGCCUGUGGAAGACACCCAUCGGCAGUUCAUUCGCAACAAUACCCACGGUCCCAAACGACUCCUUUUACGUACCCAACAGCCCGCAGGAGCCGCAGCCUGAAAUACCCCAGCAGACACCCAACAUGCCGAUUCUAGCCUACUUCAACAAGUCGCAGCUAGCUUUAAUACGACAAAACCUGUUUAGGAUUAUUCAGACGCCCUUCAACCCCAAUGACGCUGUCGCCGGUCUACAAGCACUACGCUCGAAACAUUUGAUACCCGCCGACGUCGAUCAGGAUCCGUAUCUUGUCGCGAUGAUGGUCUCCAUGGCGCAAUCGAAUUUCUACCAGGACGCUUUGUACUCGCAAAAAUCCGACUCCCAACAAUCCACGCGUUCCAGCAACGGCAAACUCUUCGAGCUUACGGAACCAAAGUUCGAGGAUACCAAGGUUGCAAUCAUUGCCCACGACGAGGGCAUCGAGAACAACCCCCGGUUCCUUGUCUACACGGCGACGGUUACGGCAGAUUACAUGGAGCGGUGGCUGUACCCGCUCAAGGUACCCCAAUCGUCCAAGAAAGCGAAGAAGCAGAUCAGUCUCGACAUAACAAUGACGCCCGUCCCCUUCUGGCCCAUUCUCGGUUUGAAAGAGCGUCUAGCGAGGGCGCUGGGUAAGGACCUUGUCGGUCCGGACGUGUACUCCGACCUCUAUCCCGAUCACAUCGGCUUCUGGGACCUCCUCGUGGAGCCACGCAAAGGCGCUACCAACAACAGCACACCACCGAAGAACGAAUCCAACUCGAGGAAACGACGUGCUGAUAGGCAAGGAGGAAGGGAGUCGCAAAGUAGUCCGAGCAGUCAGAGUCAAAGUCAAAGUCAGAGUCAAAGUCAAAGUCAGAGUCAAAGACAGAGUCAGGGCAGUCAGGGCUACAACAGCCAGGGAAGCGCCACGAGCUCCCAGAGCCAGAGCAGGGGGGAUAGUGAGAGUGAUAGCCAACGGGAACCCUUGUCCGAGGUUUAUAACAGCAGCUUCGAGGAGGAGGCGCCCGAGAGCGACGCCACUACGAGCCCUACGAGAUCUGAGGCGGACCGAACAGACCGAGCAGAUCGUGAUCGGCCCGUACUAAGUCCGAACACUAAGAGGAGGAGGACGGCGAGGUCUGUCAGUGCUGUGGAGGUCCGUUAGUUGCUGACUCACAGUCGGUCGAUCGACUGAUGGUUCGUGAGGUGAGAUCAUGAUCAUGAGGCUCCUUUCUUGUCUAUGCUAUCUACGCACACAUUGUAUUUGUUAUGAGUCAUGUUCUAUUGUCGUCUGGGUAUCGUGUAUGUUUGUCGUGUUAUCUCCGUGUCACUGGAAGUGCAUGGGUUUAAGAAAGGCUAAACGGGAUGCGUGGGAUGGAAGGCAUAGAAAGAGGAGGAAACCACGAACGGGCCUGCUUUGCGUUACGAGGAUGGCGUCUCAGAUGGGAAGCUUGGGAAACAUGGAAACGAUACCCCCUUUGCAAAUCCAACUUGUGGCUCGUUUGAUCAAUUCGGAUAUGGUAUAUCGAAGUUGGUGUUGAGAUAACUGGUGUCCCGCUGAUAAUAGUGUUGGUGUCAAGUGGAAUGGUUCUGCUAGAUGUCUGUUUGGUUCCUGUAAAGAUAUACGAUGAUGGGUAUGGCGUUUGUGUAAGAACACACGUACUGUUGGUUUUGGAUUAAAGAAGACCCCUCGCCCCUCAGGGCCAUGUAAUUGUUCAUCUUCGAGCGUUUGUUAGCAGUCAAUGUUGCAUCGAGUUUGUCAG